AGGAGAAAAAGCGAGAAGAAACACGAAAAGAGAAUAUAAGAAAAAAAAAAGAUAAUAACGACAAGAGAAAGAGAAGAGAGAAAAAAAGGAGAAAGGAUCGACAGUAACGAGAGUCCUUCCCUCCUGCUCCUCAUGUCACAUUCCUCCUCCUCCUCCACCACCACCUCCUCAAUGAACAUGUCCCCCGUUCGAGAAAUUGGUUCUGCAAGAUAUUGUCCUCACUCACCUGAAGGCAGGUACAUUUUCGCAACCCUUUAGUGGGCAUUUUGCAAUCCGGAGUGCGGCAAUCUAUCUUUGCAAAGCAUCUUUACACCUUCCUUCUCCGAUACUGUGCUCGUUGUUCUUAUGGGUGUUUAGACACAUGGGUUCAAACUCCUGUUCGAAUCUAUGAGAGAUUAAGUGAAGCUUCGAAUCUCUGAGAGGGACAGUUAAGCUUCGAAUCUACGAGACGGACAGUGAUGCUUUGAAUCUCUGAGAGAGACAGUGAAGCUUCGAAUUAUUGUGACGUACAGUGAAGAUUUAAUCUCUGAGAGGGACAUGAAGCUUCGAAUUUUUGAGAGGGACAAUGAAGGUUCGAAUCUCUGAGAAGGACACUGAAGCUUCGAAUCUUUGAGAGGUCGCUCUAGGUGUGUUGUGAAACUUUUCGAACCGUAAGAACAGAUUCGUAAGGAUGAGAUAUAGAAAAUAGAGUAAAUACAAAGCUUGAAAAAAGACAUACGAAUAAGAGAUGCGAGGGAUUGGCAAAGAAACGAGAUAAGAAGGAAAGAAAAGAAAAGAAAGAAAAAGAAAACACGACUUACUACCCAAUCAACCAAACAAGAAAAAAAAAUCUCUCCAAACGACUCCUCUCCUCCCCUUCCCCCCUCCCCCCCAUUCAACGGAGGUCGUACCAGCAUCGCCUCGGGUCAUGAGCAGGUCGUUAGUCGUGCGCGUCGCCUUCGUCGUUGUGGUCGUCCUCGUCGCCUUCCUCCGUCUCGCCAGCGCCGACCCCGAGCCGGAACCCGACCCGGAUCCAGAACCCAACCCGGAACCGCAACAAGAAGGAGAAUUCGACUGGUCCUCCUGGUGGAGCUACGACGGGAUAUCAGGGCCUGGCUUCUGGGGCAUCAUCAACCGGCGCUGGAGGCUCUGCAGCGACGGCAAGAGACAGUCUCCGGUCGACCUCGCGACGGCGGCCGUGGUCUUCGAUCAUACGCUCGGCCGCCUGGAGUUCGCUUCCCAUAAGGUCGACGGGACGCUCACCAACACCGGCUUUGGACUUCGAUGGACUGUGGGCGCGGACCAGGUGUGGCAGGUCACGGGCGGCCCGCUACACUACGCCCACACCCUCACCUACGCGAUCGUCCGCUGGUCUAACACGGCCAAGGCGACGCACACCCUGGGUUCGGAGCACAGUAUUCAGGGCCAGUUCUUCCCGGCGGAGAUUCAACUUCACUUCUACAACAGCGACUUGUACAGUAACUUCACCCACGCAAUUAACAAGCCCAACGGAAUCCUCGGGGUCUCCCUGCUUUUAAAGGUUGGCUGGCGACCCAACCCCGUUUUAAAGAUCUGGAUGGACCACAUACACAUGGUGCCACAUAGAGAGCUGUACGGGAAACAACAGAAGUGUUCUCUAUCAAGCUCUAGACAUGGGGGAAACGUGACGGGAGUAGACGUUGUUAUCUCCCCCCUCCCACCCUUUUCCCAAAAGAGGGCCGCCCACAGCUUCCAUCGCCGCCCACGCUUGACAGCCGGCCGCCCAUUAGCCACUGCCAAAAAGAGUCCGAACAUUUGUCUUCUUACAUCUAAGGAUUCGGACGAGUUAAGCCUUUCAAGAUGCGGCGGCUGUCUCGCGUCUCAGAGCUAGCUAGCGUAGGAUAUUCAUCCUCCUCCCUUCCCUCCUUCUAUCCCCUCCUUUUCUCCCCUCUUCCAUUCUCCUCCCUUCUCUUUGCCUCCCCUUUCUGCCUUUUUUUUCGUCUCCUCUCUCCUCUCCACUUCUCUUUUCGGUCUUUCUCUUCUUCCCCUUCUUUCUUCUAGCUUUCUGUCCUUCCUUCUUCUCUCACAGCCUCCCAUCUCUCUCUCGUUCAACUCAACUUCAACUCUUCCCCACCUGUUCCUAC
Penaeus monodon (black tiger shrimp) is the source of this 2102-nucleotide messenger RNA. Its product is annotated as carbonic anhydrase-related protein 10-like. Lineage: Eukaryota; Metazoa; Arthropoda; Malacostraca; Decapoda; Penaeidae. Gene Ontology annotation, molecular function: carbonate dehydratase activity; zinc ion binding. The record is from RefSeq and is a predicted model, not a curated record.